ACAAAAUGGGGUGAGAGUAGCAUGAUCCUUUCUUUUAUGGACUGUUCUUUUCACAUUGCUUAGCCGUUUUUCGUACUCCCUAGCCAUUUCAAUUUUCAAUUCUUGGUAUUUUUACUUCGCCUUGUACAAAAAGUGAUACUCCCUCCGUCCGGUCCUACACCCCCCGCUGAUUUCUGCCGAGGCUAACACCCACUAUCCCCCAUCAUCGUCAAACCCGGUUAACCCACCCAGCUAUAUUUACACUAUCAUUUUUGGCGCCACCCGUGGGACCGAUUUUUAAAGUUUUUCGACCAGGUCAAAACUUUACCCCCACUAAAUAUCCACAAACAUGUCUUCGAGCAACUACAACGCUGUGUCAAGCCAAGCUGCGAGUGAAAGCACUCCUGCCAUCCCAUUGAUGAUGUCGAGCCUGGGGACGACCUUUGCUCCGAUCACUACUGUAGGAUCAAUUGGCAUGAUCCCAAUCAUGUUAACCCCAACUCCUACGCCGACGACAACAAUGUUUCCAGGCUCGAUAACAACGCUUGGUGGAGCAUUCACACCAUACCCGUUAGCUUGGGCUCAGUUUGCUGCUGACCCGGCAAAUGCUCAGGCUCUACAGGGCUAUCAACAGGUGAUGGCCAUGAUGCAACAGGCAGGUGGUUUCAUGCCAUUUGCCUAUCCUGGUAUGACGCCGCCAAUUAUGCCACCUCCGGUGUCGACCCCGUCGACAUUUGUCCCUAGGAUGGUCCCUAUACAUCCAGUGAAUUUGACGAGGACUUUGAAUGAAGCAGCGCCCUCAAAUUUCCAUGAAAUCAAUGAGGCGGAGCAGGAGGCGGCCCGCAGGAAGAAGGGUAAGGCUAUAGCCGAACCCAGCAAGACUCGAGACUCGGCAUUCAAACGCCUAGGGGGCAAAGAGGAUGGACCCCGCAAGUCUGCCAAGCUACAUCUUGGUCUUGAGAUGGGCCGGACUAGCGCAAUGGAAAGACUUGGCGGGGGUCGUCACGCCCAAUCUCGUCGUUCUAGGGAAUCUGAGACGAUUCACCAAGACGAGGAGGAAGCAGAAAGCCAGCCGAGGGCGUCGGCAUACACCAGGCUCUCAUACGAUGAGGAUGACCUGGACAAGAUAGGAAGCUGGGCUGACCGGGUUAUAAAACCUGAAAGGGUUCAACCGGAGCCCACUAAAGAUCUUGAGGACGCCUGCGAGAAACUUCUCAAGGGUGAUCCUGUGACCGGGAAACCUUAUGCCUAUGGGGGCUGGGUAUUCCGGCUAGCUAACCCGGAUGGGGGUGCGUCUGCGACCCAUGACGCUGAGGAUAACCGGGCUGAUUCCCCGGAUGGUCACGCUGAGGCCGGCUCUCCUCAUCCAGACAUGAACUUCAACAGGAUGACCACCAUCAUUGAGGAUGACGACGAUGAUGUCCAAGUCCUCCACUCCAACCGGUCUCCUCUCUCUAACUCUCCUGGAAUGGAUGGGGCCACAAGUGCCCGGUGUAGCCCUAUCCAUGAGCAGAGCUAGAAGCUGAAAUCUCCUUCAGCUAGGCAUCACUCUGAGGUUGACCGGGCUAAUCCCCCCAAAGUCCCGGUCCAAUCAGCUGGUAUUUUAGAGGUUUUAGGCUACCUGUGGAUCAAGAUUCAAGUUUAAAGAAGUUAUACUCCCUCCGUCCCGUUAUAUUCGUCCACUUUUGACUUUUGGAACUGUUCAUCUAAGCACUUUGACUCAUCAAAUUCUCUCAAUGUGUAAGUCUAAAUAUAGUCAUGUGUGAUCUUGUUUGAUUUGUCUUAACAUAUAGAUUAUUAAUAUAUAAUUUCUAUAAUUUUUUAAUAUACAAAUUACAAGAUAAAAUGGAUUAAAGAAGUGUAUUGGAUGGUGUGUAAAAAUGAAAGUGGACAAAUACUCUGGGACGGAGAUAGUAUUUAAGACAACUUCUACUAGCUUAUUUCUACCAGGAUUGAGUUGGGAGAGGCCUAUAAAAACGCAGUAAAUACCUGGGAAUUCC
Cuscuta campestris is the source of this 1979-nucleotide messenger RNA. Lineage: Eukaryota; Viridiplantae; Streptophyta; Magnoliopsida; Solanales; Convolvulaceae. The record is from the annotation of a GenBank genome assembly.